This is a messenger RNA of Cantharellus anzutake, 986 nucleotides long. Its product is annotated as histone acetyltransferase subunit NuA4-domain-containing protein. Gene Ontology annotation, cellular component: NuA4 histone acetyltransferase complex. The transcript has 3 exons. The record is from RefSeq and is a predicted model, not a curated record. Lineage: Eukaryota; Fungi; Basidiomycota; Agaricomycetes; Cantharellales; Hydnaceae. The coding region runs from base 162 to 716 and encodes 184 amino acids.
AUCUCGAAGCCCAUCCAACGAAAUAGAGGCUGGUAACCUGCCUGUAACGAAAGGUGCACCUCUGCUGGUUUAAUCUUGUCUAUAGAAGAAGAUUUCCAACUGGAUUUUGCUUUGCUCCGAGAAGCGCCACAGUAUUGAGCACGGGUACCUCUAGCCCCAUCAUGGCAGACACUGGUAUGGAAGCCAAAAUGGCGUACGAUAGCGUCCGGAAGGAGCUUAUUCAGGCGCUGACUAAAAAGCGUGGAAUUGACAAGUCCCUAGCAACUCUCGAGCUUCAGCUCUACAAUUUCGAAGGCACAUACCUAGCAGACACUACAUCAUCUGGUGGGAACAUCAUUACUGGCUUUGACUCGUAUCUCAAGACCACUGGUUCCGGGAAAAAGCGCCAUGACGUCGUUGAGGCAGAUCGUAUUUUCUCAAACUCAAGUGCAACACUGCCAAGGUCAAUGGAAUUAUCCCAGCAAGGCCCCCCUACCCCAACGCAGCUGGAUUUCCCAGCCACUCCCGUGGCCGCAGUCUCUACGUCUAACAUUGGACCCGUCACCGUUUCGCUGACUGCAGCCUCCUCUCAAUCCGAUCCUGUUUCUUUGCGGAAAGAUACGACUAGGAAGAGGUCAAGGCGUGGUGCUAGCAAUAUGAGUGAUGAUGACGACGCUGAUAGUAGCGCUGGCGUCAGCACCAGAACAAGGCCUGGGAAACGUGGCAGAAUAGACUGACUCUCCGAACAUACCAUGAUGUUAACUAAUACUUCUGCGCCAGACAUCUUGCACCGAUGUACAUGUAUUAGCGUUCGUCAUUAGCACUGUUACAUGCCUACAGCCUGUAUACAUCUAGUUCACUCACGCUCAGCGUUGCCUUCAUCAUGAUACGUCGCGUCCUCCGCUCUAGCUUAGUAGCUACUGACACGGAGCACAGUGCGGCAGUCAGCAGCUUACGUCAGAACAAUGGAUGCACCAGAGUUUCUUAUGUUUUCCGGGACACUUAGG